Molecule: messenger RNA, 2256 nt
Organism: Megalobrama amblycephala (Wuchang bream)
Lineage: Eukaryota; Metazoa; Chordata; Actinopteri; Cypriniformes; Xenocyprididae
Product: protein LBH
Exons: 5
Coding region: 382-735 (117 amino acids)
Source: RefSeq, a predicted model, not a curated record
ACAAACAGGCAGUGAUGACGAUGUGGAUGCGCGCUUCUCACAACCAAUCGUGCAGCGAUUCAUGCUGCAUGCAUGCAGCUCUCAACAUGUAAAUGAAUGACGUUAGUAGGAUGAGCACAAGCACUAUGACAGCAUUCAACAGUAACUUUCCGCUCGAACUGGACGGACUGAUGUCAACGGAAGCUGUGUGAGAGUUUAACGGGAGGAUAUACUCAAUAUAAUAAAAUUCCUUGCACUUCAAGAAGAGAAGAGGACAAAAUAAAGAAAGAUGAGCAAGAAGAAGUAAAAGAGCCUACUUCACCUUUCCAUAACAGCGAGUGAAGCGGCAUCUGAGGCUUACCAUUUCCAGGACACGCAUAUUUCAUCAUUGGACUAUAGUAAAUGACAGAUAUAAUGAACAACCCAGAACACAGUCGAGAAGACUUCACUAUGAGUGACACCGGAGAGCAAGGCGUUUCCUUUCAGAUUUUUCCAGACACAAAGGAGCGCCACCCCAAGCUGUCCAAGCGCCUGCCCUCCAUCGUAGUGGAGCCCACAGAGGGAGAGGUGGAGAGCGGAGAGUUACGCUGGCCCCCAGAUGACCUGAGAACCACAGACCCUUCCAGCCAUACGCACACACCCUCUGAAGAGAUCACACCGAUGUCCGCGUCACAAACCCAGAUAUCACACAGCCAGAGUGCAGAUGAAGUCAAGUGCAGCAGCCUGGAAACAUCAGGGGCAGCUGAGCAUAACUGAAAUUUAAUAAAGACAUUGUCGCAAGUCUGUCAUUAUCACAAGUCUCAGUUCUCACACAAUUUUCACACUUAGAAAGGCAGAAAAACACAAGAGCAGCCAGUCUGUCAGGCUGGUGUGAAUAAGAUCAGAGCUCACAAUGCUAUAUCUGAGCACAAUUUAUAACACAUUUGUGGCUUUAAAAAGACAUUUCGAAAGUCUUUUGUGCUUUUCAAAAUGCCUUUAAAUUGCUUUCAGAUUUGAAGGCCUAGUUUGUAUCUUUUCCUGAUGCAGAAAUUACGCUGCAUAAAAGUAUCUUCUACAUUUGUAUUUAUGUCUGAGAAUAUGAGUUUCAUUUGGAUGCCAGAACAAAAAAUGGAUUGUAUGAGCCCCUUUAAGUUGAUAAAUUUAAAUGUACAUAAAGAACUGUUCCUUUAUCUUAAGUGAACAAUAUUGCAUCAUCAUUUAUAUAUUAUUCCACUUAAUCAAUGGCAAUACUUAUCAAAUAAAUGGAUGUAAAAUACUGAUUUGAAAUUCUUUUAUUAGGUGAGACAAAAUCACAGAGUGAUUACAAAAUUAUGAGAGAGAUUAAAUAAGCACAGCGAUGUACGAAACCCAUUGCCAGAUGCAUGAUCAAACAUACUGUAUAUAUUUAACGGUUAAUAUACAGAAAUAUUUGACCACAGAAAGUUGUAAUUUAGAAUCAAGUAUAUCAAUAAGCCAUAUAAUAAGCACAACAUACACAAUGGUUUUCGUGUAUUCAUGUCAAAUCUAGAGCAAGAUAUUAUUUGAUUUGUUGUUAUCCCUUUCACUUUGAUGUAUCCCACAAGCCCAUAUAUAUUCGGAAUGAACAUUAUUCAUAACAUGCUCAAUGGCUGAAAACUUUAUGUGAGGAGACUCCAUCCUCUCUCAACACCAUCUGGCUGAGGCUUGUGAGGAAUGACUGCUGCUGAACUUCAAACAUGUCUGCCUGUCAAUCAUCCUGAGGACAAGGACAUCCUUAUAUCUCCCAGCCCCGUCUGACUUUCUGCAGACUUGAAAUUAUGUUUUUUUGUGCACAUACACAAUAUUUUCAAAGUCCCACACUGGACUACAGACAGAGACUGCCUAUUAUACAACUUAAUUCAACUUCUGAUUUUAAUUAGUUGUGUUUGCUAUAAGACAAGCUUGGCUGUUAAUUUUUUCUUUCUUAGGAUUAUAGGAAUUUAAACAGACACCUUGGUAUAUAACUCAUUUUGAACAGUUUGUACUACAGGCAUGAAUGACACUUUAAUUCAUGCUGGGAAAUACUGGGAAGGCCAACUCCAAUAUCAUGACUGGCAGUUCGUAACUAUUUUACGCUUUGGCGAUUCGGUGUCUUAUUUGUAUUAUCUCAUUCGUACGUUUAUGUACAAUCUGCUUACGCCCCAGUGAUGGUUAAUAUUGAGGGGUGGACCUUCAAGCUUACUUUUUUCAAAAAUGUGUUUUUCAUACAAAAUCACCAUCUUGUAAAACAGUUCAAGGUUGUGAGAUUGGGUUGGUAUUGCAUGUACAGUCACAUUUUUG